AUGCCCAGCCUAGACUACAUUUUAUGCCUACUUUCCGCCACAAUUAUCCUUAAAAAUUCUAGCCUCAUCGCAACUCAUCAUUCAGCAGAGCGAUCCAUAUUUGGUCCUGGAUUUCCACCCACAACGAUCGACAUCGCUUCCGAGGAUGCCAAUGAUAAGUCACCUCGAAUGUGCAAAGUAUGUAGGCCGGAGCCUGACGCUUCAGUAGAGGCAUAUAUUUUAUGGGUUACUGCAUUUCUGACCUUGAAAUGCCGAGUCCGACGUCAAUCCUCAGGCAGUAUUGCCAAAUCUUCCAGUUCCCAGUUUGCCAGAAGCUCGAUUGAGUCUAAAGACCGCCGGUAUCAAACGAAGUGUUGUUUCUCCCCUGGAUUAUAUCAAAGCUUGUCAUUUCUCCCGACCCAGCUUAAGCCUGCCUUCUGCCUAGAGACGGUCUUAUUCCCAAGUGAGCAAUUUUGUCGAAUUUACAGCGGACAGACGUUGCCUCGUUCUGGUGGUGCAACGUUCAGGCAGCGUAUAGCCUGUGGCAACCUUUUAUGCAAGUUUUAA
Messenger RNA from Protopolystoma xenopodis, 546 nucleotides. The record is from the annotation of a GenBank genome assembly. NCBI's taxonomy places the organism in Eukaryota, Metazoa, Platyhelminthes, Monogenea, Polystomatidea, Polystomatidae.